AUGCCCAAUUUCGGCCGUACUUCAACAUUGCCCAUUCCCAUUCAUUGCAUCCCGACCGAGCGGACGAAACGUACACAGAUAUGCGCACGUACCCAAGUCAAAGCAGCUUUAUAUUCGCAAGCUAUGCAUGAGUUUCGCCUCUGCAGGGAAGGGGAGCUGGCGAGUGACUUCGGCGUUCUUUUUGGGGUCAAUUCCUUCAAUCGAGGAGCGUUGUGUGGCGCGCGUUACCUUUCGAAAACAGCCUAUCAGGAGACUGCCAGCUUCGGGAUAAACCAACGAGUGUUGAGUGUUGGGGAAAUUCCAACAAAUGCAGCAGUAAGGGAUUUUGGCAGGCGAAAACGAUCGCACCCGGGUCGAACAGAUCGACGGGGCGACAUAUCAGGUUGA
Histoplasma capsulatum G186AR is the source of this 387-nucleotide messenger RNA. RefSeq lists its product as uncharacterized. The coding region runs from base 1 to 387 and encodes 128 amino acids. Lineage: Eukaryota; Fungi; Ascomycota; Eurotiomycetes; Onygenales; Ajellomycetaceae. The transcript is spliced from 2 exons. The record is from RefSeq and is a predicted model, not a curated record.